CGUUUAACAAAUACUCGACUUUUAUAGCCAUGUGUCCAUUUGUUUCUGUGAAACUCCAUUAAUGUAAUCUACCAUUUGAUCAUGCUCGGCUCUACGCUUCUGUCUUUCCUGCUUCUGUUCGUCCCUUCACUACAUGCCAUACCACCGAAUACUAAAGGUCACCACAGAUUGCAUCGCGAACAAUCAGAAGAAUUAGAUGAAACCAUUAAUCGGGAUAAUUUGCAGCCAUUGUCAGAUCUUUCGGCCGCUGAACAUGCUCAUAUUAGCACGUAUUCAAACCAAAUCCCUACACAAAGUACCCACAAUACUCAAAGUGAACUGUCACCUGCUAAAAAGACUGCAAGAAUCGAAGCGCCUGCCUCCAUGACUGAAGCUGAAAAGGUGACAUGGAGAGAAAUGCGAAAAAAAGAAAGCCAAAGGAAAUAUCAAGAAAGCUUAAAACUGAACCCAGAUAAACGUAAGAAACGGUCUUACAAUAAAAAUCUAAACCGAAUAAAUCGAGAAGCAAAGAUGACUGUUGCGGAAAAGAAAGCAACUCGACAUAGACAUUACGUUAAAAUCAAAGAAAAAGUACUGAAUCGCGGUGAAUGCAGUCGUUCAUUGCAUGCCAGACGUUAUAUUUUAAAUCAUCUCGAAUCUGGUACCGCAUCUGAGUACCAGAUUGCCAGGCUUCAAAGUAUGAGACAACAUGAUCGCCAAUACCAAUACGAAAAGAGGAAACGUUCCAAGAAAAAAGGAAACAAUCAGCUCCCUGGAGACAAUUCUGAUUCUUCGACAUGAAAGUCUCUUAGCUCUGUCAAUUCUAUUUCAUGUUUUCCUUGAUAAUGAUGUGGCAUAGUAGCCCCGACGAUCCUAAGAGACAAUCCUAUAUUAUUUUUUAUUUCGGGGCAAAGAUCAAUAACUCACAACAGAC
Meira miltonrushii is the source of this 913-nucleotide messenger RNA. RefSeq lists its product as uncharacterized. NCBI's taxonomy places the organism in Eukaryota, Fungi, Basidiomycota, Exobasidiomycetes, Exobasidiales, Brachybasidiaceae. The record is from RefSeq and is a predicted model, not a curated record. The transcript is spliced from 5 exons. Bases 82 to 780 code for a protein of 232 amino acids.